Trachymyrmex cornetzi is the source of this 1533-nucleotide messenger RNA. RefSeq names its product IDLSRF-like peptide. Gene Ontology annotation, molecular function: protein binding. The coding region runs from base 549 to 1154 and encodes 201 amino acids. NCBI's taxonomy places the organism in Eukaryota, Metazoa, Arthropoda, Insecta, Hymenoptera, Formicidae. The record is from RefSeq and is a predicted model, not a curated record. The transcript has 4 exons.
GUAUACUGUGUUCGCAGUUUGCAGUUUGCACUUCGCAGGGUGGCUGUACAGCCUGUGCACCGUCACUUUGCGUCCAGCAAGGGAUCUUUUUCUUACGGGCAUAAGUGGGAGAAGGAGGUGGCAAGAGAGGGAGAGAGCAGAAAGAUUCCGAGAAAGGGCGAACGAAGUGGGUGGUGAGAGAGAGAGAGAGAGAGAGCGACCUCGCCGCGCCGUUAACAUUCGCUCGCACCCACGCAUACAGAAUUACAGACGCAGCGCAGCCGAAGCGGAGUGCUCAAGUGCUCUCGGGGCGAGGGACCUUGCGCGAGCCACCCCGAGGAGUUACUCCAACACCUUGGUGGCGCACCAGAUACCAGCGAGCGAGCGAGCGAGCGAGAGGGUGACGGUACAUUACCGGGUUCGUAUCGCGUUCGCGAGGAGGAAUCGAGCAUUUUCUUCAGGGAGAAUUAAGAGAAGCCCCCUCCCAGCAAAAAGUGAAAGAGAGCAGCAAAGAAGAAGAUCUUUAGGAGCGCCUGUCUGUAACUUGUAAACGCAUUCGCGAAGCAAGGAUGGUACGGAGAUUCUGCAACGGCGCGGUUGCACUUGGCAUCGCCCUGACGGCCUGCGCCGCUUUUCCGCGCGCCGUCAUGGCGAUCGACCUCAGCCGCUUCUACGGUCAUUUCAACACGAAACGUUCGGAGGCUUGCCAUCCGUACGAACCGUUUAAGUGUCCAGGCGACGGUAUCUGCAUCUCGAUACAGUAUCUCUGCGACGGAGCACCCGACUGUCAGGAUGGAUACGACGAGGACUCAAGAUUGUGUACCGCAGCCAAACGACCGCCCGUAGAGGAAACUGCGAGUUUUCUGCAGUCUCUGCUAGCCAGCCACGGUCCCAAUUACCUAGAGAAGUUGUUCGGAACCAAAGCACGUGAUACGCUAAAACCUCUCGGUGGUGUGGAGAAAGUGGCCAUCGCGCUGUCGGAAUCGCAAACGAUCGAGGACUUUGGCGCAGCGCUACACCUGAUGCGCUCGGAUCUCGAGCAUCUGCGUUCAGUUUUCAUGGCGGUGGAGAACGGCGACCUGGGCAUGCUGAAAUCUAUCGGUAUCAAGGACUCCGAACUGGGCGACGUCAAGUUCUUCCUCGAGAAACUCGUUAAAACGGGCUUCCUUGAUUGAACGGUCACACUCGCCGCCGAACCGUCGUCGUCGUCGCCGCCGUCGCCGCCGCCGCCGUCGCAUCGCCGCCGGUGUCGCGUCACCGUCGUCGCAUCAGCAGACCCUUCGUUUGAUAAAGCCUAAAUCAUCCUUUCCGCGAGCACUUCUAUCUUUCCUUCGUCGCGAGUUCUUACGCGCAGGAUGUAGCCUGUCAUUUUUCUUUCCUUUCUUAUCCUUUUCGAAUCUUUUGCUCUCGCUUCAACGCGCCGAGCGCGAUCACGAGCACCGAGAUGAUCAUCGAGACCCGUGUAUGAGGGAGCGAAUUUCGAAUCUUCUGCAUGAAACGAACAAUCAAACGGAUUUCCAUUUCAUGUAUCUCUCGUACCUCUAUCACGUUUGG